AUGUGGAUUUGGGGUAGUUUAGCCUUCCCUUUCACUAGCAACAGGGAGGAGGCUCUAUGGAAGGAAGAGAUUUGGAGGCUUGAAUUAUUAGUUGAUGAGAUUGAUCCUGCCAUACUUCAAUGGGUGACUGAAGGAAGGCAUGUAUGUCUGUACGGAGGAGACAACUUAGACUGGAUAAGAAGGUUCACUACAACAAUGAGACGCGUCGCUCAAGACGCAAGGGUCCCAUUGGAGAUGGUCUACGUGGGAAGGAGUAACCCAAAAGAGAAGGUCAAGAGAGCAAUGUCAGUCAUUGCAGCUGAGAAACUGAGUGGGUAUUGGACAGACGUGGCCAUGAUAUGGUUCUUUUGGGUCCGUUUGGAGAGCAUGUGGCACUCCAAGAUGCAACAUGGUCGCACAGUUGAGGAUGAUCCAAUAAUGCAAGAAGUGAUGCAGAUUCUGAGCUUCGACGGCAGUGAAGAAGGCUGGGCGGUCAUCAGCCGGGGCUCAGUCGAGGUCUUAAAGUCACAGGGAAAGAAGCUGCUGGAUUGUCUGAUGGAGUAUGAUACUUGGAAAGGCACUGUGGAGCUGGAGGGGUUCAUUCCGGCGCUGGGGAAAGCACUGCUGCCUUAUCAGACUCAUGAGCACUGCACCAGGCUUAUACUUCCCGGUGAGACUGGCAAGUUUGGAGAGAAGAUUGUGUGCGCUGAAUGUAAGAAACCCAUGGAGAAGUAUGUGCUUUAUCGCUGCUGCACUGACUGA
Molecule: messenger RNA, 741 nt
Organism: Dioscorea cayenensis subsp. rotundata (Guinea yam)
Lineage: Eukaryota; Viridiplantae; Streptophyta; Magnoliopsida; Dioscoreales; Dioscoreaceae
Product: protein SIEVE ELEMENT OCCLUSION A-like
Exons: 2
Coding region: 1-741 (246 amino acids)
Biological process (GO): phloem development
Source: RefSeq, a predicted model, not a curated record